UGCAUUAUGUCCUCCUCCUAAGCAAGCUUCUCAACGUUCAAGGGGAUACAAGGCUCUCUCUUCUUUUUUCUUCUCUUCUCUUCUCUCUCUCUCUCUCUCACACACACACACACACACACUGAAAAUGGAUGUGGCACUAGGGUCAAUUGUGGUCUCCUUUGCUGUGAUUGCAUUGGUGAUGUGGGCAUGGAGGGUACUGAACUGGUUGUGGUUGAAACCAAAAAGACUAGAGAGGUGCCUCAGAGAGCAAGGUCUCAGUGGAAAUCCUUACAGGGUUUUUUAUGGAGACAUGAAAGAGAUGAGAAUGAUAGUGAAAGAAGCAAAAUCUAGACCUAUCAACUUGUCUGAUGAUAUUCUUCCAAGAGCCAUGCCAUUCCAUCAUCAUAUUAUCAAGAAAUAUGGUAAGAAUUCAUUCAUGUGGGUUGGGCCUGUGCCCAGAGUGAACAUAAUGGAGCCAGAGCUAAUUAAAGAGAUUUUGAGUAAGAAUGAUGUUUUUAAAAAGGCAAAACCAAACCCACUUGCCAGGCUUCUCAUUGGAGGCAUUGCUUUCUAUGAGGAUGAGCAAUGGGCCAAGCAUAGAAAGAUUCUCAACCCUGCUUUCCAUGUGGAGAAGUUGAAGAACAUGUUGCCUGCAAUGUAUCUGUGUUGUAGCCAGAUGAUGAGCAAAUGGGAAAUGUUGCUCUCAAAAAAGAGUUCAUGUGAUCUAGAUGUGCAGCCCUAUCUUGACAAUCUGACAGGUGAUGUGAUUUCUCGAACAGCAUUUGGGAGUAGCUAUGAAGAAGGUAGAACUUUAUUCGAACUUCAAAAAGAACAAGCUGAGCUUACUCGCCAAAUUGUGCAAUCAGUUUACAUUCCAGGAUGGAGAUUUCUACCUACAAAGAUAAACAAGAGAAUGAAAGAAAUCAACAAUGAACUGGUAGCCAUCAUGAGUGAAAUGAUCAUCAAAAGAGAAAGAUCCAUGAAGUUGGGAGUAGCCGGCCAAGACGAUGACCUGUUGAGUUUGCUACUGACAUCAAAUAUGAGAGAAAUACAAGAACAUGGAAACAACAAAGACAUGGGAAUGAGUUUUGAAGAGGUGAUUGAAGAUUGCAAGGCAUUUUAUUUUGCUGGGCAAGAGAGCACCUCCAAUUUCCUAUUGUGGACUAUGGUUUUGUUGAGCAUUCACCCAGAGUGGCAAGUCCGUGCAAGAGAAGAGGUUUGGAAAGCUUUCCGAAACAACAAACCAGACUUCGAUGGGUUAAACCACCUUAAAAUUGUAACAAUGAUUAUGAACGAGGUUCUAAGGUUGUACCCUCCAGCAGCCACUGUCAUCCGAACCAUAAACAAAGACACAAAACUAGGAAACAUGACUCUGCCACUGGGAAUCGAGUUACUGCUGCCAAUAAUCCUCGUUCACAGUGACCAUGAUAUUUGGGGUAAAGAUGCAACAAAGUUCAAACCCGAGAGAUUUUCACAAGGCAUAGCAAAUGCGACAAAGAAUCAACAAGUCUCAUAUUUGCCAUUUAGUUGGGGUCCCAGAAUAUGCAUUGCGAACAACUUUGCACUAAUUGAGGCUAAACUUGCUUUAGUUAUGAUUCUUCAACGCUUCUCAUUUAAGCUUUCUCCAUCUUACACUCAUGCCCCUACAUAUGCAGUGAACCUCCGACCCCAGCAUGGAGCUCACUUGACUUUGUCCAAAAUUUAAUUUGUGUCUCAUUUCAUAAAUAAGUUUCGCAGUUAAUUUUUUUUUUUUUAAUAACAUAUCUAUGACCAAUGCGUCUAGAAAAAAUAUUUCAGAAAAAUGUUCAGAAUUUGAAUUUAAAUUAUAGAUUUGAAAUUUGUGUGGUGCAGGUUGCACACACUCACGAAGAAUCUGAUUCUUUACAAAUGUCAAAUUCUGAAUAUUUUUUUGAUUUGAUUUGAUUUUUCUUGUGUGUAUUAUGUAAUACUACUGAUAACAUAUUGGGUGUGUUUGUACAUGACAAUCCAAGGGUUUGUGACCUUUUGUGAUUCUGUUUAAGAACUCUGUAAGAACAUAUAUUAAUGACAUGAAAACUGGCAUAGGAAUGCCCAACGAUCAAAGGCUUG
Messenger RNA from Camellia sinensis, 2067 nucleotides. NCBI's taxonomy places the organism in Eukaryota, Viridiplantae, Streptophyta, Magnoliopsida, Ericales, Theaceae. The record is from RefSeq and is a predicted model, not a curated record.